GAGAUUUUCGGUUCCACUCGCGGACUCGGUUGACGUUCGUGCGAGACAGCGGGGUAAUAUCGUGCAACCCGUGCAGGCUCGAAAAUCAAUGAUUCUCCACGCGGUAACGAUCCUAAGAUCCUAGCCUGUUUCAACAAAUCGUGCGACGGUGUCACGCUGUGUAAAACUGGCAUUUGACUAUUUCCCCCGUUGUAAGGCGAAUGUUUUGUGUACACUCUCUGUCGUAUGUACGUCGGGUUAUCAAGGCGAGGGUGUGAUUCGAGGGUGGCGGAGGAGACAGUGCGUAAUUAUCGCGUUCGGUGCCUGGCGUGAUCCCUCGAGUUCGUUCGAACGUAACGUUCCAUUGACACUUGACGAUCUAUGCUGAUCCAUACGAUCGGGAUCCGUCGAUGUCGGUUGUCGGAAUCGUGAGCAAACGGAUUACCGGGAAUCGCGGAAGACGUCACGAAAGAAUAGAACGGUUGACGCUGGCGGGGUGAAUUCGAUCAGAGUGAACGACAUUCUAUUACGAUCGAGGUGUUUUCGAAAAUCGCACGAUAAAAUGGAGAAACGUAUAAACGGUGAUCCGUGACCGUAGUGUGUUGGUUAUUUAUCGUAAAAAAAAAAUCACGAUCAAUGCAAAAAACAAGAUUUUCGAGAAAAAAUGGCCAUCGCUGCUUCGGAUAAUUAUCAACUCAAGUGGCACAGCUAUGGCGCGCAUCUGCACACCUCUGUCGCUACGUUGCUGCACUCAGAAUCCUUCGCGGAUGUCUUAUUGGCGACGUCCUGCGGCCGGCACGUGGCUGCCCAUCGAUUCGUCCUUGCCGCUUGCUCGUCGUAUUUCAGUCAUAUUUUUCAAACAUGCCAUUUCGGGGCAAACACAAACGCUCCUACAAUCGUGGUUUUGCCGACGGAGAUCGGCUAUCGUACGCUGAAAAUCCUAAUCCAGUACAUGUACAGCGGCGAGGCGACCGUGACGAAUGAUCAGCUGGAGGGUGUAUUAAAGGCCGGUGACAUACUGCGGGUCCGUGGUUUAUGGCGGUCCAACAACGGAAGCAAAAAAGAGAAUAUCCAGUCGAACAAUCAAAAGGUUGACCGAGACAAGCGGGAACAACCGCCGAUGACGGGGCAAAUUCAAAAGAUCAAGCUGGUUCAGCCGGCGACUGAGAAGGUCGUCGAGAAUGUACAGCAGACCACGUCGGUGCAGAACAAUGUUCAACCACAGAAACCUACCUCAGAGAGAAAGAGUAUCGAGAAGAUCGAGGAGAAGAUCAGCGAGACGGAGACCAAGAAGGUGUUAGAGGAGAAUAAGAAUAACGAACAGAAUAAAAAUAAGGAGAACCUGGAGGCGAACGGCAAGAAAAGGAAAACCACUAGCAACAGCGAUGUAGAAUCGAACAAAUCUAAAAGCGAGGACGGUGAAAAUACGGAGCUGAAUUUGGAGCUUCUGGUGAAAGACGAACCAAUUUGGGAGGAAACAAUCGAUCCAUCUGAAUCGUUGACGAUAGACCAUGAGAUUGAUAUUAAACCAGAAAUCGUACACAGCGCAGACGAAGAAGAAGAGUAUUCGCCAUUGACCUGUGACAUGUGUAGUCAAACGUUUAAUCGACCCUCGGACUGGGUCAGACACAUUGAAUUCACGCACGCUGAUAUGACCGAAAAUCGAAGGAAAAAGAGGAAGGGUGACGUAGACGACGACAGCAAGGAUUUUCCGCCCUUAAAGUGUGACCUGUGCGGUAACAUGUAUUCGACGCCUCAAGAAUGGGUACGCCACAUACAAACGGAACACACCGAAGAGCAGUUAGCUCUCAUGAACAACUCGGCGCCACCAAAACCGAAAAGAGUUCAUAGCCACCAAAAAUUGUGCAACAUAUGUCAAAAAGAAUUCCCAAGUCAUGCGUCGAUGGUCAUCCAUCAAAGAACACAUACAGGGGAAAAGCCUUUUCUUUGUUCCUAUUGUAAAAAAGGCUUCAACGUAAAGAGUAAUCUACUAAGGCAUCUAAGGACAUUGCAUGACAAGUAUGUACAUCCCAGCUUAUACGGGAGUAACGGCAACACGAAUGCUUAAGCCCUUAUAAUUUUCGAAAUGUACAUGUUUCUUUUCCUUCGUUGGUACCUCAUUUACAAAGUGAGCGUCACGCAGCAUCCUAAAUACUUUUCAAAUCAUGCUCACAGACUGGCGGAGUUAUCUAUAUGGAUUCGCGACCAUGCGUAAGCAUGUCAAAUUGGUCCAAAACAUUAAAAGGCUAUCGGAGAACGCGCGUUGCAUAUUCUUUGAAAUCAGACAAAAUCGAAAGCUUGAUAAAAUUUUUUUAAAAAUUCGAACAAGUAACUUAAGCUACUAGGCUCGCGCGUUAAAUUUUUUCUAACAUAUAGGGUGUUUACAUUUAAGCAAAACAGUCGAUUAUCUCCGUCAUGCAUUGAAGAGCCCAAAAUGAUAUUUACUUAAUAGUUACAUUACAAGGCACAUUUGAUAGCGAAUUUGUGAUUAAUUUAUGAAAUAAGGCUGUCAAGUUUAAUUUUUUAAAUGGAAUUGUGUAUUUUUCAUUAUGUCAUUUAUUAGUGCAUUUUACUACGAAUCCAACAACCCAUAAAAUUUACAAUCUAAUGUUGAAUAGUUUUCGAGAUAUUGAUCGUGCAAAUUUAAAAGGAAAAAGAUUAAAGAAAAAUAUAUAGUUCUAUUUAAAAAACAAUAUUUGAAACAAUCUCUAAAAUCGAUGAAAUAAAAAUCAUCUUCAGUAAUAAGUGGGCUCUUUCGUGUCAUGUAACUUUCAAGCGAAGUAAAAUCUUUUUUUCAUCUUCAAUACUUUUAGAUAAUUGAUUGUUUCACUUAACCCUGGCAUCCUGUAUACGUAUAUAUUAAUUCGAAUACAUAAUUACGACAUUGUUUAUGAAAUUGUUUACUCUAGUUUUAAAUGUCAGUUUCUGUUUUGUUAAUAACACAAAAGCAAUAUCAGGGCUUUAAAACCAAAGAGGCUGAUUACUAUUGCCAAAGUGACUUUGUUUCGUUGCGACUUUAAUUAGUUUGAAUAUAGGAAUAAAAUAUGAAAAAGUAUUUAUUUUAAUUAGACAUUUGAUUUAAACGUGUAUGAAUAGGAACGACGAUAUACAGGUCUUCGCAGUAUGUGCGUGUAAAAUAAUUCAUAGUAUAAAUCAACAUCUAUUGAUUAAUAUUUAAUUACUUAGUAACUAUACGAGAUCCAAAUUGUGUAAGAUUUAACUGUAUACUUCUAGGCUAUUCCAUCCAUGGUAGCCCUCUUAUUCCCUCAGCUCGUAAGCUAAUUAUGUAUUUUUAUAUUAAACUAGCUUAUACACAAAAAGUAUAAGAAAUAAGAUAAAAUAAGUCAGAAAAAUAUUUGAACUUUCAAUUAGGCUAGGGCAUAAGGAUAACACGUAAUUCAAAAUUUAUGAAAUGUUUUGGAAAUAUAUUGAGUUCUUCUUACAUAUAAAAAAAAGAUCGCAAUAUUAUCAAAAUAUUGUCACAGUUUAUGAAACGGUAACAAUAUAAAUCUUAAGAGAAUGACACCGCAUUACCAUGUUAAUCAUGAUCGUGUCACUCUUACCAUGAAUCUUAGUGUCAAUUCUACGUUGCGCUAACACUGUGACGAGCCAAAUAACUUUUAAAUGUAAAAUUUAAAUAUAUUACCUUCAAAGUA
Molecule: messenger RNA, 3635 nt
Organism: Megalopta genalis
Lineage: Eukaryota; Metazoa; Arthropoda; Insecta; Hymenoptera; Halictidae
Biological process (GO): regulation of transcription by RNA polymerase II
Cellular component (GO): nucleus
Molecular function (GO): protein binding
Source: RefSeq, a predicted model, not a curated record